Salvia hispanica is the source of this 763-nucleotide messenger RNA. Its product is annotated as cytochrome b5-like. Gene Ontology annotation, molecular function: heme binding. NCBI's taxonomy places the organism in Eukaryota, Viridiplantae, Streptophyta, Magnoliopsida, Lamiales, Lamiaceae. Gene Ontology annotation, cellular component: intracellular membrane-bounded organelle; membrane. The record is from RefSeq and is a predicted model, not a curated record.
CACAAUGAAUCAUUGAAUCUCCGAAUUGGUUGUUGCGAGGCUGAUUUUCACAAGCAAAAAAUCCCAAUCUCACCAACUCCGCCGCUGAAUCUACAGCUGCAUUCCCUCACUAAAUCCUCUUCGAUCUAUAUAUUACAAGCCGAUUCGAUUCCAUUUUUUCUGAUUAAUUCCGAUGUCUAAGGUUUUCACUUUAGCUGAGCUUUCUGAGCACACCACCAACAAGGACUGCUGGCUCCUGAUUGGGGGAAAGGUUUAUGAUGUGACGAAAUUCUUGGAUGAUCAUCCAGGAGGCGAUGAAGUUUUGUUGCAGUCGACAGGGAAGGAUGCAACUGAUGAUUUUGAGGAUGUUGGGCACAGCUCGACUGCAAGGGCCAUGUUGGACGAGUACUAUGUGGGCGACAUUGAUUCAUCGACCAUUCCCAGCAAGGCCUCUACCACAUACGCGCCUCCCAAGCAGGCACGGUUGAAUCAGGACAAAUCGUCAGGUUUUCUCAUCAAGCUCCUCCAGAUCUUGGUUCCCCUCCUUAUAUUGGGCGUGGCUGUCGGUGUUCGUUUCUAUACCAAAUCGUCGACCUAAAUUUAGGGUUUUUGGAAACCCAGUGAUCGAUUCUCAAGUUUAUUCUAUAGUUAUGAGGACUUGUUUUUCAUCUUUUGUGGUGUUUGAGGACUUGUUUUGUGUUUCAUUUUCUUGUUCUAAGCUAAAGAACUUCACAUUGUUCUCUUUCUUGCGUAUCUUUCUAUUACAUUAUUAGUUAUUCAUGAA